Molecule: messenger RNA, 2775 nt
Organism: Penicillium antarcticum
Lineage: Eukaryota; Fungi; Ascomycota; Eurotiomycetes; Eurotiales; Aspergillaceae
Product: mismatch repair ATPase MSH2
Exons: 3
Coding region: 1-2775 (924 amino acids)
Biological process (GO): mismatch repair; mitotic recombination
Cellular component (GO): nucleus; MutSalpha complex
Molecular function (GO): mismatched DNA binding; ATP binding; ATP-dependent DNA damage sensor activity
Source: RefSeq, a predicted model, not a curated record
AUGUCUUCUCGACCAGAUCUCAAGGUCGACGACGAAGUCGGCUUCAUUGGCUUCUACCGCUCCCUUCCAACAGUCGACAACAAUGAGACAAUUCGAGUGUUUGACCGAGGCGACUGGUACUCAUCCCAUGGCGCCGAUGCAGAAUUCAUCGCACGCACUGUCUACAAGACAACCUCCGUCAUCCGCAACCUAGGCCGUAGCGAAUCCAACGGCCUACCCUCCGUCACAAUGAGCGUAACAGUAUUCCGGAACUUCCUUCGUGAAUCACUAUUCCGCCUCAAUAAGCGAAUCGAGAUUUGGGCCUCUGGCGGCACAGGCAAGGGCAACUGGAAGCUCGCCAAGCAAGCCAGUCCCGGUAACCUCCAAGACGUCGAAGAAGAGCUCGGCAGCGUGGGCGCACUCUCAAUGGACCAGGCACCCAUCAUCCUCGCCGUGAAGAUAUCUGCACGCGCAGCCGAGGCACGAAACGUCGGCGUGUGCUUCGCCGAUGCGAGCGUGCGCGAACUGGGCGUUAGUGAAUUCCUCGAUAAUGAUAUCUACUCCAAUUUCGAGUCUUUAGUUAUCCAGCUCGGUGUGAAGGAGUGUCUUGUGACGAUGGAUUCGACGCGGAAGGAUGUCGAGCUAGCUAAGAUCCGUGCUAUUGCUGAUAGCUGUGGGAUUGCGAUUUCCGAGCGGCCUGUUGCCGAUUUUGGUGUUCGUGAUAUCGAGCAGGAUCUUACUCGAUUGUUGCGGGAUGAACAUUCUGCUGGGACUCUGCCUCAGACUGAGUUGAAGUUGGCUAUGGGGUCUGCUUCGGCUUUGAUUAAGUACCUUGCUGUUAUGACUGAUCCUACGAACUUUGGUCAGUAUCAGCUUUAUCAGCAUGAUUUGUCCCAGUAUAUGAAGCUUGAUGCCUCGGCGCUGAGGGCUUUGAAUCUUAUGCCCGGUCCGCGGGAUGGUUCGAAGAGUAUGAGUUUGUUUGGUCUUUUGAAUCAUUGCAAGACCCCUGUUGGAAGUCGUUUGCUGGCCCAGUGGCUUAAACAGCCGCUGAUGGACUUGGCUGCUAUUGAGCAGCGGCAGCAGCUGGUCGAGGCUUUCGUUGUCAACACCGAGUUACGUCAGACUAUGCAGGAAGAGCAUCUGCGCGCUAUUCCUGAUCUUUACCGUUUGGCCAAGCGGUUCCAGCGGAAGCAGGCUAACCUGGAGGAUGUUGUUCGAGCAUACCAGGUUUCCAUCCGUAUUCCUGGGUUCGUCAGUGCGCUUGGAGACGUAAUGGAUGAGCAGUACCAGGAGCCCCUCGAGGCUGAAUACACAUCUAAGCUACGUGGCUAUUCAGACAGCUUGGCCAUGCUGGAGGAGAUGGUGGAAACAACAGUUGAUCUUGCUGCCCUGGAGAACCACGAAUUCAUUAUUAAGCCCGAGUUCGACGAGAGCUUGAAGAUUAUCAGGAAAAAGCUCGACAAGCUACGCUACGAUAUGGACAUGGAACACCGCCGUGUUUCCAAGGACCUGAAUCAGGAGAUGGAAAAGAAGCUCUUCAUGGAGAACCACCGAGUCCAUGGAUGGUGCUUCCGUCUUACUCGCAAUGAGGCAGGCUGUAUCCGCAACAAAAAGGAGUACCAGGAGUGCUCAACCCAGAAAAACGGUGUCUAUUUCACCAACUCAACUAUGCAAUCCCUCCGUCGGGAGCAUGACCAACUCUCCUCCAACUACAACCGAACUCAGACCGGUCUGGUCAAUGAGGUUGUCAACGUUGCCGCUUCCUAUUGUCCGGUGUUGGAGCAGCUCGCCGGUGUGCUGGCGCACCUUGAUGUCAUCGUGAGCUUCGCGCAUGCUUCGAUGCACGCUCCUUCAGGCUAUGUCCGCCCUAAGAUGCAUCCUCGUGGAACGGGGAACACCGUUCUCAAGGAAGCCCGUCACCCAUGUAUGGAAAUGCAGGAUGACAUCUCAUUCAUUACGAAUGAUGUUUCUUUGAUUCGUGAUGAAUCGUCAUUCCUUAUCAUCACUGGUCCUAACAUGGGCGGAAAGUCCACCUACAUCCGACAAAUUGGUGUGAUUGCCCUUAUGGCACAGACUGGUUGCUUCGUCCCUUGUACUGAGGCCGAGCUGACUAUCUUCGACUGUAUUCUUGCCCGUGUCGGUGCAAGUGACUCGCAAUUGAAGGGUGUGUCGACAUUUAUGGCCGAAAUGCUUGAGACCUCCAACAUUCUGAAGUCUGCCACGUCGGAAUCUUUAAUCAUCAUUGACGAACUGGGCCGUGGAACCAGCACAUACGAUGGCUUCGGUCUUGCGUGGGCUAUUUCAGAGCAUAUUGUCACCGAAAUCCGCUGCUUCGGUCUGUUCGCGACUCACUUCCACGAGCUGACGGCCCUAGCAGACCGGUACCAGAAGGCCGUCAAGAACCUGCACGUUGUGGCGUUCAUUGUUACUUUGCUCUACCGUGUGGAACCUGGCAUAUGUGAUCAAUCCUUCGGUAUCCAUGUCGCCGAAUUAGUACGGUUCCCAGACAAGGUUGUCAACAUGGCACGUCAAAAAGCCGAAGAGCUUGAGGAUUUCACAUCUGCAUCAGGCGAAGGUGAUGGCAAACAGGUAGCUGCACCCUCCCUUGACAAGUACACCCAAGAAGAGGUGGAAGAGGGCAGUGCGCUGCUCAAGGGCAUGCUGCUCAAAUGGAAAGCAGCAACCGAAGGCAAAGAGCUGACAGCCGAACAAAAGCGCCAGCUCAUGCGUGAUCUGGCAGGAGCCGAUCAGAAGCUCCAAGCCAACAAAGUGUUCCAAGGUAUCAAGGCUUUAUAA